AAAUCAAAAUAAUCCUUUCCAAUCUAUAUCAUAUGUGAAAAGAUAGCCAAUAAUUCAUUGCCAGUCAACUUAUCCUAUAAAUUAAGCCCCACGAGAUCAGUUGUAAUUUUUAAGUUUAGUUUGUUUUGUGAGAGAUGGAUUUCUUGAGCUGUAUAGUACUCCUGUCUUUGUGCUCUCUCUCUUGGUUCUUAAUCCAAGCCCUCCAGAGGAGAACCAGAGUUAGGCUUCCACCAGGACCAAAGCCAUUUCCAUUGAUUGGUAAUCUUUUUGAAGUUGGAGACAAACCUCAUCUCUCUUUCACCAAGCUUUCACAACACUAUGGCCCCAUAAUGUCUUUGAAACUAGGCCAACUAACCACUAUUGUAGUUUCUUCAUCAACCAUGGCCAAAGAAAUCCUUCAAACACAUGAUCAAUUGUUUUGCAACCGAACAAUCCUAGAUGCGAUGCGAGCAGCGGCAGACAGCUUGCCCUUUAUGCCAGUAUCACCAAGGUGGAGAAAGCUUCGCAAAAUAUGCAGCUCCCAAUUGUUUGCCACCAAAGUUCUUGAUGCCAACCAAGCAAAUCGGCAAGUGAAAGUGCAAGAGCUCGUAGAUAGUGUCAAUGAGAGCAUGGUACAUGGUGUGGCAGUAGAUAUUAGAGAGGCUGCUUUUGAAACUACCCUCAAUUUGCUGUCAAGGACUUUUUACUCUUUCGAUUUGGCUGCUACUGCAAGUAGUAGUAGUGAGAUGGCCAGAGAGUACAAGGAGAUCGUUUGGGGCUUAGGGGAAGAGGCUGGGAAACCGAAUUUGGGGGACUAUUUUCCAGUGCUUAGGAAGCUUGACCCGCAAGGCAUAAGGCGGCGCUUUACGAAUCACUACAACAGGAUUUUAGGCUUCACUGAAUCUGUGAUUGAUCAAAGGUUGGAAUCUAGAAAAGGAGAUGAUUAUGUCACAACUAACGAUAUGUUAGAUUCUGUUAUAAGCAUCAGUGAAGAGAAAAAUGAGGAGGAUAUGAACAAACCCCAAGUUAUUGAGCACUUGUUUAUGGCUCUAUUUACUGCGGGCACAGACACAACUUCAGACACAUUGGAAUGGGCAAUGGCUGAGUUACUACAUAACCCAGAAAGCCUCUUGAAAGCUCAAGAUGAGCUGGAUAGUGUGCUUGGGAAGGGAAAAUUAAUUCAGGAGUCAGACAUUACUCAACUACCUUACUUACAAGCAAUAAUCAAAGAAACAUUCCGGUUACACCCAGCAGUCCCAUUCCUAGUGCCACGAAAAGCAGAAUCAGAUGUAGAAAUCGGAGGGUACAUUGUCCCAAAGAAUGCGCAAGUUCUAGUUAAUGCUUGGGCCAUAGGCAGAGACCCUAGCAUUUGGGACAACCCAAACUCUUUUAUGCCGGAGAGGUUCUUAGGAUUGGAGAACCAAAUUGAUGUUAUGAGAAGAAACUUUGAUCUUAUUCCAUUUGGUGGUGGAAGAAGAAUAUGUCCUGGACUACCACUGGCAAUGAGAAUGUUACACUUGAUGUUGGGUUCACUCAUUAAUUGCUUCAAUUGGAAACUUGAAGAUGGAGUUAUAUCUGAGACUAUGAACAUGGAAGACAAGUUUGGCCUCACUUUAAAAAUGGCUCAGCCACUUCGAGUUGUGCCCAUGCCAUUAAGUUAUAAUUGAUUUCUAAUCGAACUGCAGCUUAAUAUCUAGUAAUUUUCUUAUAUAUUUCCUUGAAAGUUUUAUGUUAAAAAAAUAAAAAAAUAAAACUUUCAAGCUAGGUUAAGAUUGUGUGGAAAGAAAAAUAAAACUCAAGAGUGGUAAAAUUUAUGGCUUCCAAUAGUUGGCCAUGAACUUUGAAUUUAUGGCUUGCUUAAAUUGGCUAUUUGGUCUAUGCCUUGCUGCCGUUUGUGUACUCUUCUUCCUUUCUUCAUUAAAGAGAAAUUCUCAAAUAAGUAGUUAAGUA
Messenger RNA from Rosa rugosa (rugosa rose), 1929 nucleotides. Its product is annotated as geraniol 8-hydroxylase-like. The transcript has 2 exons. Bases 135 to 1646 code for a protein of 503 amino acids. NCBI's taxonomy places the organism in Eukaryota, Viridiplantae, Streptophyta, Magnoliopsida, Rosales, Rosaceae. The record is from RefSeq and is a predicted model, not a curated record. Gene Ontology annotation, molecular function: heme binding; monooxygenase activity; iron ion binding.